This is a messenger RNA of Xenopus laevis (African clawed frog), 1349 nucleotides long. It is a transcript of the gene ephx4.L, whose product is annotated as epoxide hydrolase 4 L homeolog. The transcript has 7 exons. Bases 50 to 1120 code for a protein of 356 amino acids. NCBI's taxonomy places the organism in Eukaryota, Metazoa, Chordata, Amphibia, Anura, Pipidae. The record is from RefSeq and is a predicted model, not a curated record.
UUUCCCUGCCAGUCGAAGCUGUAGCUCCUGCUGGAUACUUGGGCACAGCAUGUUUGCUCUGCCUGGCUGCCUGCGCGCUGCGGCGUUCUGGGGGUUUGUGUACUCCUACAGCCUCCUCUGCACCUGCAUUGCCCUCCUCAAACUUCUCUGCAGCAUCCUAAUGAGGCCACAGAUAACAUUCCAGAGGAUUAGCAGGGAGGUCACACCAAGCUGCCUGAAUGAUCCAUUCCUUGGCACACACUGCUAUGUGCGGAACAAGGAUUCUGGAUUACGAUUCCACUAUGUUGCUGCUGGAGAAAGAGGGAAACCGCUGAUGCUACUAUUACAUGGGUUUCCAGAGUUCUGGUAUUCCUGGCGUCACCAGUUACGGGAAUUUAAGAGCAAGUAUCGGGUUGUGGCACUUGAUUUAAGAGGAUAUGGAGAAACAGAUGCACCUGCUAAUAAAGAUACCUACAAGCUAGACUGCAUCAUUGUGGAUGUAAAGGAAAUUGUGGACUCAUUGGGUUACACUAAAUGUGUCCUUAUUGGUCAUGACUGGGGUGGGAUGAUUGCUUGGCUAAUUGCUAUUUGUUACCCAGAGAUGGUUACCAAGCUGAUUGUUCUAAGCUUUCCACACCCAACUGUAUUUACUGAGUACAUUCUACGACACCCUUCCCAAUUGAUUAAAUCUGGUUACUACUUCUUUUUCCAAAUGCCAUGGUUUCCUGAACUCAUGUACACUGUAAAUGAUUAUAAGGUUCUAAAAGAUCUUUUUACCAGCAAAGACACGGGGAUUGGAAAGCAUGGCUGUAGAUUCACAGAAGAGGACAUGGAAGCAUACCUUUACAUUUUUUCCCAGCCUGGAGCUCUGAGUGGACCAUUAAAUCAUUAUCGAAACAUCUUCAGCUGCUUGCCACUGAAACACCACCAGGUUACCAUGCCAACCUUACUCUUGUGGGGAGAAAAUGAUGCCUUUGUGGAAGUGGAGAUGGCUGAACUUACCAGAGUCUACGUGAAGAAUUAUUUUCAGCUAUCAGUACUGUCAUAUGCUAGCCACUGGAUCCAGCAGGACCAGCCUGAGCUGGUCAAUACAUUGAUAUGGACAUUUUUAGAAGAAGACAGAUUUGAGAUAAAAGACUGACCCAAAAAUAUAGUCCACUGCUAGUCAGUGCAAACUGUCUACUAGGACAUGACAUAAUAAGAAAAAAGCAAUGAUCUAACAAAAAGGGCCAUACUUAGCUUGCCUCAGUGAACAGUCACUGUACUGUAGGCACAGGGGACCUUUGGCUACCGUAUAACUACAUCUCCCAGAAUUCCUCCUCCAGACGCUGGGUCUUUAGGAAGACCGCUUGAGGUUAACUGUCCUUGCA